AUGGUUGUUUUUGAAAGCGCAUCAGCCACCUGUAGCCCGACACUGGAUGUUAUUGAUAGUUUUCUAAGCUGGGAGUAUAGCGCUGUUGAACGUUUAGUUGGCAGAUUUCCAACUUUGUGUAUCGCGACUACGUCACUGGAAUUGAAUGAUCCGUUCCGAUUGCAUCUGGAUUUGGAAGUUGGAUUUAAUAACCAGAUAUUAGCCGAAUACGAGGCGUUUUACGUGUAUGAACACAUGCUAAACAGUGAAACAGCACCUCAGAAGUAUAACAGCAUCAAAGACGCAAUUGAGUUGGCUAUCGCUAAAGAGAUGCACGUUAGUCGACUUAUACAAGAACUGCAUUUGCGUGCCUCUCAGUUGAACGAUCCUCAGGCACAACACUUCCUAGAUGAUUUUCUAAUGGAACAAGUCGAGUCCACGUCCAAACUACGUGUGAUCCGAUCUCGUCUGUCGCUGGAUUCUAGUGCUCCAUUCCUUCUGGAUAAGGAAUUGCGUUGA
This is a messenger RNA of Echinostoma caproni, 498 nucleotides long. Lineage: Eukaryota; Metazoa; Platyhelminthes; Trematoda; Plagiorchiida; Echinostomatidae. The record is from the annotation of a GenBank genome assembly.